GGGAUCCUCCCGGGCCCGCCUGCCGCGCGCCCCCAGCCCGGAGCCGCCGAGCCUAGCGGAGCCGCCGGGACGGCCAUGGAGGAGGAGCGGGGGUCGGCGCCCGCGGCCCAGUCCGUGCUGGAGAAGAACGUGGCCGAGCUGACCGUCAUGGACGUGUACGACAUCGCGUCGCUCGUGGGCCACGAGUUUGAGAGGGUCAUCGACCAGCACGGCUGCGAGGCCAUCGCGCGCCUCAUGCCCAAGGUCGUGCGCGUCCUGGAGAUCCUGGAGGUGCUAGUCAGCCGCCACCACGUCGCGCCGGAGCUGGACGAGCUGCGCCUGGAGCUGGACCGGCUGCGCGUGGAGCGGAUGGACCGCAUCGAGAAGGAGCGCAAACACCAGAAGGAACUGGAGCUGGUGGAGGACGUGUGGCGAGGAGAGGCGCAGGACCUCCUGUCACAGAUCGCACAGCUGCAGGAGGAGAAUAAGCAGCUGAUGACCAACCUCUCCCACAAGGACGUCGGCUUCUCCGAGGAGGAGUUCCAGAGGCCUGAAGGCAUGUCGGAGCGGGAGCGGCAGGUGAUGAAGAGGCUAAAGGAGGUGGUGGACAAGCAGCGCGAUGAGAUCCGUGCCAAGGACCGUGAGCUCGGCCUGAAGAGCGAGGACGUGGAGGCUCUGCAGCAGCAGCAGACCCGGCUCAUGAAGAUCAACCACGACCUCCGGCACCGAGUCACUGUGGUGGAGGCCCAGGGAAAGGCCCUGAUUGAGCAGAAGGUGGAGCUGGAGGCAGAUCUGCAGACCAAAGAGCAGGAGAUGGGCACCCUGCGGGCAGAACUCGGCAAGCUUCGGGAGAGGCUGCAGGGCGAGCUCAGCCACAAUGGGCAGGACGAGCCCGAGGCAGAGCCGGGCGCAGAGGACCGCAUGUCUGAUGACACGGAGAAAGCUGCUGUGGACCCCAAGGACCCCAGCCGCCCCCGGUUCACGCUUCAGGAGCUGCGCGAUGUGCUGCAUGAGAGGAACGAGCUCAAGGCCAAGGUGUUCCUGCUGCAGGAGGAGCUGGCCUACUAUAAGAGUGAAGACAUAGAAGAGGAGGCCCGAAUACCCCAGCCUACACCUGUUACAUACCCAAGACUGUCCCCACAGCCAGAGUCCAGCAUCAAACGGCUUAAAGAAGGUCCUUUAGGCGACGGGUUUAGCUUCUUCUCCCGAGACAAGAAGCGGCUGGCCAACAUGCAGAGAAAUGUGCACAUCCACGAGUCCUUCGGCCAGUGGGCGAACACCCACCGUGACGACAGCUACACGGAGCAGGGGCAGGAGGCCCUACAGCACCUGUGACCGCGGCCCUCACGUCGAGCAUGCCCAGGGCCGCACCCUCGAAGCCGGCCCCUAGGGGACACUCUGCUUCGAGAAUGGACAUGAGAAACUGAUGCCAAACUCUAAAGAAAUGUUUAUUUAUACCCAGGGCUGUUACUGUUUCUAAUAGAUGACUCUACCCUUAGGAUAUAUAUUUAAUAAUCCCACUGACUGAGGCCAGAUUUUCCCACUACUUUUAGUAACAAGCUUCUUCAAGCCAAAUACAUCACUUAUCACUGUAA
Messenger RNA from Octodon degus (degu), 1574 nucleotides. RefSeq names its product Rab interacting lysosomal protein like 1 (gene Rilpl1). The record is from RefSeq and is a predicted model, not a curated record. Gene Ontology annotation, biological process: cilium assembly. NCBI's taxonomy places the organism in Eukaryota, Metazoa, Chordata, Mammalia, Rodentia, Octodontidae. The coding region runs from base 76 to 1314 and encodes 412 amino acids. Gene Ontology annotation, molecular function: protein dimerization activity. Gene Ontology annotation, cellular component: ciliary basal body; cytoplasm. The transcript is spliced from 8 exons.